Molecule: messenger RNA, 1239 nt
Organism: Camellia sinensis
Lineage: Eukaryota; Viridiplantae; Streptophyta; Magnoliopsida; Ericales; Theaceae
Source: RefSeq, a predicted model, not a curated record
GAGACAGAGUUCCUUAAAACUUCAAAUUCCUAAACCCAUUAUCAUUCACUAUAUAAACAACCCCAACCAUCCGUGUCUACAAAACUAUCUACUAAAUCCACUCGUUUUUCUGUCUACUUUUUCUCUGUUACUGCAUAAUCACAUAUCUACUACGCCUUUUUCUUGAUCUUGAUCUUCUUCUUCUUCUUCAAUCAAGCAAUGGCUGCUACUCUUAUCACUCCUGUUGGUGACGAUUCCCUGAAAGAUUAUCCCGGAAAACUUACUUGGUAUGUCUUCGUAACUUGCAUAGUGGCCGCUAUGGGUGGCCUGAUUUUUGGCUACGACAUCGGUAUCUCUGGUGGGGUGACAUCAAUGGCUCCGUUUCUUGAAAAGUUUUUCCCGUCUGUGUAUCGGAAGGAAGAGCUCGAUCACUCAACCAAUCGGUACUGCAAGUUCGACAGCCAAACGCUGACCAUGUUUACGUCGUCCCUGUAUUUGGCUGCUCUUUUUGCGUCCUUCUUCGCCUCGGCAAUGACCAAGAAACUGGGCCGCAAGUUUUCCAUGCUUAUGGGCGGUUGCGUCUUCUGUUGCGGUGCUCUUCUCAACGCCUUCGCUGUACACCUCGCUAUGCUCAUCAUCGGUCGAAUUUUGUUAGGUAUUGGUGUUGGUUUCGCCACUCAGUCAGUGCCACUGUUCGUAUCGGAGAUGGCUCCACACAGAUACCGCGGAACCCUCAACGUCUGCUUCCAACUAUUCAUCACAAUCGGCAUUCUGAUUGCCGGUCUGAUCAACUACUUCACCAACAUGAUCAAGGGCGACUUGGGCUGGCGCAUCAGCUUGGGCGGCGCCGCUGUUCCAGCCGUCCUAAUGAUCUUGUCAUCUCUCUGGGUCUCCGAAACCCCAAACUCCCUCAUUGAGAGAGGCCACUUCGACAAAGCCAAGAAGCAGCUCCAGCGCAUCCGCGGAGUCGCCGACGUCCAAGCCGAGUUCAACGAUCUGGUGGAUGCCAGUGCAGCCUCAAAGCAAGUGGAACACCCAUGGAGGAACCUAUCCAUGAGGAAGUACAGACCUCAGCUUUGUUUGGCUAUUUUGAUUCCCAUGUUUCAGCAACUCACUGGGAUCAAUGUGGUUAUGUUCUACGCUCCUGUGCUGUUCAAGACCAUUGGGUUUCAAAGCAACGCUUCGCUUGCAUCGGCCAUGAUCACCGGUGGUGUCAAUGUUCUUGCCACAUUUAUCUCUGUUUUUGGGACUGAUAUGUAA